Messenger RNA from Ochlerotatus camptorhynchus, 2388 nucleotides. RefSeq names its product peptide transporter family 1. The transcript has 6 exons. Gene Ontology annotation, biological process: dipeptide import across plasma membrane. The coding region runs from base 170 to 2317 and encodes 715 amino acids. Lineage: Eukaryota; Metazoa; Arthropoda; Insecta; Diptera; Culicidae. Gene Ontology annotation, molecular function: dipeptide transmembrane transporter activity. Gene Ontology annotation, cellular component: plasma membrane. The record is from RefSeq and is a predicted model, not a curated record.
CAUCCGGUGGCAAUUCUCGCGAGUGGAACCGGUCUGUUCAAGAUAGAAAAAAAAAUUGAGUGCGAAUUGGUCCAAGAUUUUUUCAAAACACAAAGUGAACCGAAGUGACCGGAUUGGGAUAUGGUGAUUGGUGGUUUGAGCUGAGUUAACAAUUACGAGCACACAAACCAUGCCGGAAGAUUCGAAGCACGGAGAGGUCGCGUCCACCAACGGCGACGACAAGGACGUGGAAGGCGUAGAGGCCAAGAAACUGAAGUACCCCCGAUCGAUUCCGUUCAUUAUCAGCAAUGAGUUCUGCGAGCGAUUCAACUACUAUGGCAUGCGAACAAUUCUGGUACUGUACCUGACACGUAAGCUGGACUACGACGAUGACACGGCAACGGUUUUAUACCACUCGUUCACAACCCUGGUGUACUUUAUGUGCGUUAUCGGAGCCAUCAUCUCGGACAGUUGGCUGGGAAAAUUCAAGACCAUCUUGUACCUCUCGAUCGUGUACGUCUUUGGAAGUACACUUAUCGCAGUUGGUGCUAUUCCAACUUUGGACAUCAAUGCCCGAGCAAUGACCAUAGUGGGAUUGCUGUUGAUCGCCUUCGGCUCCGGCGGUAUCAAACCGUGUGUCGCGGCCUUUGGAGGUGAACAGUUCAAGGUACCCGAACAGGCCAAGUAUCUGGCCUUGUUCUUCUCGAUGUUCUACUUUGCCGUAAACUCCGGAUCGUUCGUUUCUACGAUGAUAACACCAAUUCUGCGAGAGGACGUCAAGUGUUUCGAUUCGGACGACUGUUUCUCGCUUGCAUUCGGAGUCCCUGGAAUUCUGAUGAUAAUCUCGAUCAUCAUUUUCCUGUUCGGAAAGCCACUGUACAAGAUCACCGCUCCAGCCGGCAAUAUGUUCAUGAAGGUUUCCAAGUGUAUAUGGACCGCAAUCCGUACCCGUUCCAAGGAGAAGACCGUCAAUCCUCGGGAGCACUGGUUGGACUACUCGGAGAAACGCUGGGGGCAACAAUUGGUCGACGAAACCAAGAUCCUACUGAACGUACUCCGCCUCUACAUACCUCUGCCGGUUUUCUGGGCUCUAUUCGAUCAGCAAGGUUCCCGUUGGACUUUCCAAGCCACCCGUAUGGACGGCGACCUUGGUUUCUGGACCAUCAAACCCGAUCAGAUGCAGGUCAUUAACCCUCUUCUGAUUCUGAUCUUCAUCCCGCUAUACGAAGUGAUAUUCUACCCUCUGCUGUCGAUGAUUGGAAUUCGUCGCCCACUGCAGAAACUGACACUCGGUGGUAUCCUUGCCGGCGUUGCGUUCGUAAUUUCCACGUUCGUGGAGAUUGAACUCGAAGGCACCUACGCUGUACUGCCCAAGGCGGGCGAGUCUCAACUGCGAAUCUUCAACGGAAUGCACUGUGAUUACAACAUUCAAACCGACAUUCCAAAUCAUGCCAACUUUGUGCUUAAGUCGAUGGAGUUGUUCGAAGAGAAAUACAUAGCCGUCAACGGGGAAAAGUCGUUCGCAUAUACCUUCUCUUCGGAUGAUCCCGGCUGCACUGGGUUCUCCGAACGAUUCCACCUGGAAGAAUACAAGCAGAUUUCCUACUUCGUCAAUAACCGCGCCGGUCCACCGAGUUUGCUUCGCUACGAAGACAACACCGAUAAGUCCUCCAAGGGAUUCCCAAUGUUCCGAGUUCUUGGAAACACCGCUCAGAAUCGUCCGUUCGUCUUCAAAGAUCUGGACGCCUCGCCACCGUUCGACCGACACAGCAACGAUACCUACUUCAAUGAUAUUAUCGAAUCCUUCCCAUCUCUGUAUGAAAUCAGCGUCGAUGGGAAGCCUUUGAUGAAGUACCCUAUGCGGCUUGGAGGUGUCUACACUUUCAUUUUCUCAGACAACGGAAACGAAAUUAAAGCUGAGGCGAUCACUGUAACUGCACCCAACUCGGUGAGCAUGCUCUGGUUGAUUCCACAGUAUGUCGUUAUGACGCUGGGUGAAGUCAUGUACUCCAUCACCGGUCUGGAGUUUUCCUUCACCCAAGCCCCGGAGAGUAUGAAGUCCGUACUGCAAGGCUGCUGGCAGCUGACCGUGGCCGUCGGUAACCUGAUCGUGGUCAUCGUUGCCGAGGCCAAGAUCUUCGAGGCACAAAAGUGGGAGUUCGUCCUGUUUGCCUGUUUAAUGUUUGUCGAUAUGGGCCUUUUCUCCGUUCUGGCGUACUACUACAAACCGAUCCCGCUCAAGACGUACGACGAAGACGACGCGAACACCACGCUGCCCGUCGAGGACCGGAAGGAAGAACGAGGCCUGGAGAAUCCCACAUUCACCAAGGGUGAAUGAUCGUGAAUUCUUUCAUUUUUUCGUAAGUGUGUGUGUUUUAGACUGUUGUACAGUCGAAUAUGUUGGUUUAA